AUGACGUUUGGCUGGUACAUCGUGUGCGACGAGGUGGCCGUAGAGCAUGCCAUCGGGGAGCUGAUGUUCGGCUGCAAUUUGCUCUCCUUCUCGGUGACUGAUGAGGAGGUGGAGCGCGCCAAGCGCGAGCUGAAGGCCACCCUGGUGAGCGGCUCGGGCUCCACCCAGGAGAGCUGCAACCAGGUGGGCAAGGAGGUUUUGGUCUACGGCCGUGGCCUCCCUGCGGCCGAGAUGAUGCUGCGGAUUGAGGCCGUCGAUGCAGAGGAGGUGAAGCGAGUUUCCUACAAGUACCUCAACGAUCAAGAGAUCUCCGUGACGGGCCUGGGCCCGCUGCACGGCAUCCCGGAGCUGUACAUCAUGCGCCAGGCCACGCAGAUGGUCCGGUACUAG
This is a messenger RNA of Effrenium voratum, 390 nucleotides long. The record is from the annotation of a GenBank genome assembly. Lineage: Eukaryota; Dinophyceae; Suessiales; Symbiodiniaceae.